This is a messenger RNA of Anisakis simplex (herring worm), 582 nucleotides long. The record is from the annotation of a GenBank genome assembly. NCBI's taxonomy places the organism in Eukaryota, Metazoa, Nematoda, Chromadorea, Rhabditida, Anisakidae.
AUGGAGAUACUUUGCGAACGAAUUCGACGCAUCUUCCAAGAGGAUCAGAUCGAUGUGCAAGAGGUUGAAGACGUCUUCAGAGCGUACAAAAGUAAUCCGGAUGACUGGAGUAAAUUCGCACAAUUCAACGACAACACAUAUACGAGAAAUUUGGUGGACGUUGGCAAUGGCAAAUACAAUCUUAUGAUAUUAUGCUGGGGUCCUGGUAUGGGCAGCAGUAUUCACAGUCAUACUGAUGCACACUGUUUCGUGAAAAUGCUUGACGGUGCUUUGUUGGAGCAGCGUUUCGAAUGGCCAUCAUCAAGUGAUCAAGAGCAACCUCUCAAACAAAUCUCCUCAAAUGUUUGUGCAAAAAACGAUGUCACCUAUAUCUGCGAUGAACUUGGCUUACAUCGCAUGGAGAAUCCAAGUCACGUCGAUAACGCAGUCAGCUUACACUUGUACAUACCACCGUUCCAAGAGUGUCAUUCGUUCGAUCAGGUAUAUCUUACGAAAACACCCACAAUAACAGACAGCACUGAUCAAAAUAAUACCAGCACUAUCAAAUCACCAUCAAUAAUAUUCAAGCAAAUACUCAACUGA